This is a messenger RNA of Sinocyclocheilus anshuiensis, 2775 nucleotides long. RefSeq names its product helicase with zinc finger domain 2-like. Lineage: Eukaryota; Metazoa; Chordata; Actinopteri; Cypriniformes; Cyprinidae. Gene Ontology annotation, molecular function: 5'-3' DNA helicase activity. The record is from RefSeq and is a predicted model, not a curated record. Bases 238 to 1980 code for a protein of 580 amino acids. The transcript is spliced from 12 exons.
GGGUUCUUUUAUCUGACAAAGACUCAGAAAAAACAGUGGUCUCUGGAGUUUGACCUUAGUAACUGCUUCUUGUGCAUCAGACUAAGAGAUCAGAAACUGAAGAACAGUAAGAGUGAUCCAAAACAUCUGGAUAGUUCUGAAAUUUUAGACCUGCAGGGUUCACUACCUUUUACAUGGGUUGCACAUGCAGUAACCACCAAACCAAAGAAACCAAAGAAUGGAGACAAUCAAAACAAAAUGACAUUUCAGAUCACGAAAAUAUCUGUGAGUUACAUUCCACCCAAGGUUUUUGAACAGGGACCAAACUUCACCAUUGAGGUCAUUCCCAAAAAAAUUCCGUAUUUGGUCAGAGAACAUGUGAUUGAAAACUUAAAACGGGCUAAUAACCUGGUGAAGAAUGUCGCCACUAAUCAACGACUUGAAAAACUGAAUGCUAAGGCAUAUGAAAAUAUCAACUUGGACAAUGUGGAUGAAAGCCUGAACCUGCCACAUCUGAAUAAGAGCCAGCAGAAAGCUGUUGAGGAGGCUGUGAAGAAACCUUUCACUGUGAUCCAGGGCCCACCAGGUACUGGGAAAACAGUGGUUGGUAUUCACAUUGUUUACUGGUAUUUCAAGAAGAACCAAGACUUUCUGGCCUCUUCCAAAUCUUUCAAAGCAAACCCUGAUCAGAAACCCCCCAAAAGGCCUGCCAUCCUCUACUGUGGACCUUCCAACAAGUCUGUGGACAUUGUUGCAGAGCAGUUGUUGAAACUCAAGGGAGUCCUAAAGCCUCUGAGAAUCUACUGUGACCAGAUGGAAAUGCGUGAAUUUCCCUAUACAGGCAGUGACCUAAAGCUUUGCCGCAAAUCCCUCAGGGAUGAAAAACCAAAAGAGGAGCUCAAGAAUAUUACACUAAUGUACCUUGUUCGUAAACCUGAGAAUCCUUUUUCGGAAGAAAUUAAAAAAUUUGAACAGUACAAAUUAACAGAGGAUGAAGUAGAGACCUACAGGAAACUGUUGAAGGAAGCUCAUAAGCAUGAGAUUCAGAAGUAUGAUGUAGUGUUGUGCACCUGCUCAUCAGCGUUAAAACCCGAAAUCCUGGCGGUCAUGGAUUUCCGGCAGAUUCUCAUUGAUGAAUGUGCCAUGGCAACAGAACCAGAGGCCUUCAUCCCAUUAGUUUCCAACAAUCCAAAGCAGAUUGUUUUGCUGGGCGAUCAUCAACAGAUACGGCCGAUAGUGCAGUGUGCCCUCGUGAAAAAGAUGGGCAUGCAGCAGUCUCUGUUUGAACGCUACAUGGAUCUGGCCAUAAUGCUGGACACACAGUACAGAAUGCAUGAAGAAAUUUGCAGGUUUCCUUCAGAAGAGUUUUAUAAAGGAAUACUGAAAUCCGGAGCUGAACGAGGACCCCGCUACCUGCUUAACAAGUACGGACUGCCAACGGCGAUCCUGUUUGGCCAUGUGCAAGGAAAAGAACACAGUUUAGUUAUAUCCACAGAAAAGGGCAAUGAGAACUCGGUGGCCAACACUGAGGAGGCAGAGCAAGCUGUCUGUGUGGCAGAUCUGUUGAUUAAUCAGUCAGGUGUGGCACCUGAGCAUAUUGCAAUUCUGACCCCUUACAACGCACAGGUAUCAGAAAUCAAAAAGACAGCCGAGAAGAGUGGUAUUGCAAAUGUCACUGUUUGCACAAUUAUGAAAAGCCAAGGAAGUGAGUGGCCGUAUGUGAUCGUCUCUACUGUGCGCUCCUGCUCCAUAUCUGAUAUAGAAAGCGACAGACCAAGUAAAGCCUGGCUUGGAAAAAGACUUGGAUUCAUCACUGAUCCAAAUCAGGUCAAUGUUGCCAUAACUCGUGCACAGGAUGGACUGUGCAUUCUGGGUAAUAGUACCCUGUUGAGAUGCUGUGAACUUUGGAAAAGACUCCAGGAUCACUAUUACAGAGCGCACUGUGUGGUGAAUCCAGCUAGUGACAUUAAGGUCCAAAGCAGGAGGCUCAGAGGAGAGUGACGGUCCUUACUGGAUGUGCUUCACAUGGAGCAGGUGUCUGGUAGAUCCUUGCUGUCGUGUUUGCAGACUAGCUUCUCUGGCCUUCAUCUCCCCCUUCUGGUGGCCUUUGAGUAGCACAUGCUUCCCUCUGCUCUGAUUGUCCGCAGCUCUUUUUAAGGUCCAUCUUGCAGAUGUCUUCAUGUUACAGCUCUCAUUACAGGAUAUGUUUUAGAAAUCUUUCAAUAUUUAUUCUGCAGAUGUAGCGCAUAAGAGCAGCCACUGCCUGUGGUGGAAGUUCAGAGUUUUUUGGGAAUCCAACGUAAGAAAAGGGUUUUUAGGCAACUGACUAAUGAUAUUAACCAAUUCUGGUGAAAUUUUUUUCCCAUUUUUUUAGUUUCAUGUUGUAGUAUUUAACUUUAAACCAACCAGGGAUAUUCUGUAGGAUUUUGCAUUGUAAUGUUAAAUGACAAGGUUAAUUUAGGUAUUAGGAAACCAACACAAUCUCAUGGCAAAAUCUUACGUUUUGGCAAAUUGGUGGCUAAAUUGUAUUAAUUCAUACAGUCUCAUUUUAUAUGUUUCAGUGACAGUUAUGUGUAGGGAUGGACCUUCAAGCUUUCGUUUUCGUACUAGUUCUGUGCGAAUUCAUAUGAAAUAGUUAUGUUUUACCAUGAGGAAGCACAUGUUUUUGUAGGUCAAUACACUAUUCAAUAAUUAAAAAUACAAGCACUCAUUCGUGUACCAUUCAAAACCCAAAAUGAGAAUGCUUAAUGCCAAUUUGAAAAUCUAAAUGGAAUUCAAACUUAAAUAGCUAAUAGA